This is a messenger RNA of Oxyura jamaicensis (ruddy duck), 2914 nucleotides long. It is a transcript of the gene LARP6, whose product is annotated as La ribonucleoprotein 6, translational regulator. NCBI's taxonomy places the organism in Eukaryota, Metazoa, Chordata, Aves, Anseriformes, Anatidae. The record is from RefSeq and is a predicted model, not a curated record. Gene Ontology annotation, cellular component: nucleus. Gene Ontology annotation, biological process: RNA processing. Gene Ontology annotation, molecular function: mRNA binding. Bases 598 to 1932 code for a protein of 444 amino acids. The transcript has 4 exons.
CAUGAAAUUCAGCGCUCUGUUCUAAAAGCAAUUGUUUCUAAUCAGUUCCCUAAGUUCAUAUCCUAGCAUUUACUCAGCAUGAAUUGCCAUGCAUUAUUUUAAUUCACAGAGGUGUAACUGGGGAUGGGGGAUUUUCUUCAGUUGCCAAGGUUGUCAGCUACAUCCUAUGUACCUAGAAGGUGAGCAAAAAGUGAUUUUGGUGUGCACACUUGCUUUGCACUUAUUAAGUGGUGUGAUUCUUGCUAAAACUAGCACAAAGCACUGUGGACAAGCUGUUCUAGAGUUCAUAUAGCGUUAAAACUGGAUAUAACUGUAAGGCCACUGUAAUAACAGUAUUAAAAUUAAAACAUCACUAUUAAAUUUUAACAUAAACUUGUUCUGUAGGUGUAAGAACAUUGACAUACACUAAGAAAGCUAUGGGCAUUUUUUCAAGCUUUGUAACACAUAACAGAUAACUCUUAAAUGCCACUUAUUUACUCCUCUACAGUAGGCGCUAUCUUCAAAAAGGUUUGCAGACAAUGCUGACCUGUACUCAGUUCUUGUGGAGGUGCCCUUUUUGUAAAUGGGCUCUUCCUGAUCUAGGAAAGGCCAGAGAUAAUGCAAUGGACAGAACUGCAAAGGCUCUACCACAAGAGUAGCCAGACUCAGGAAGAAUCUGACCUUCAAAGUGGUGGGGAAAAUGAUGAUGACUUUGACCAGAACUGGAAACCACCAGACAAUGACCUGAUCCAGAAGUUAAUAGCACAGAUUGAAUAUUACUUCUCAGAUGAGAACCUUGAGAAAGAUGCCUUCCUUCUAAAGCAUGUGAGAAGAAAUAAGAUGGGCUAUGUCAGUGUUAAACUCCUCACUUCUUUUAAGAAGGUGAAACAUCUUACCCGUGACUGGAGAACCACAGCCUAUGCACUGAAGUACUCAGGAACUCUUGAGCUCAAUGAUGAUAACAGAAAGGUUAGAAGAAAUACUCCAGUUCCAGUGUUUCCCGGUGAAAACCUUCCUACCAGAAUGUUACUUGUGUAUGAUAUCCACAUGAUUUCUGAACUGCAGGGUCUUAACAAACAAGAAAAUGGAUGUAUGCAAGAGAAGGUAAUGGAGCAUCUCCUCAAAGCCUUUGUAACUUUUGGUGUAAUUUCAUCGGUUCGUAUUCUCAAGCCCGGUAGGGAUCUACCACCUGAUAUCAGGAGAUUCAGCAAUCAGUACACCCAAGUGGGAACACAGGUAUGUGCAAUUAUAGAAUUUGAAGAAGUAGAUGCUGCCGUACGCGCUCAUGACUUCAUGUGUGCUGAAAAGAAAGAGACUGGCAUGAAAGUUGUCCUAAUUGGUAUGAAACCUCCAAAGAAAAAGGUUCCUAAAGACAAGAACCAUGAUGAGGACACCAGCAAGAAUGUUAAGAAGGUUAAAUCUCUUAACAAGAGAGUUGAGGAACUUCAGUUUGCUGGUGAUGAAUCUUCAGCAAAUAGCUCUUCUGACCCAGAGAGUAAUCCUGCAUCACCACUGUCAGGACGUAAAAGUACUGCAACAAGUACUACAAAUAAGUUGAGUCCUGUCAUUCACCCAAACAACCAUUUGAGUCCUAAUGUGUCACCCAGAUCAAGUCCUUGGAACAGUCCGUCUUCACUAAGAAAAGUAACCAAAAAAUCACCGCUGGCUGAAGACAGCAAACUUAACCCAAGUACUAGCCCUGAAAUUCCAAGGAAAUGUACAGAUUAUUCUUCAGAUAGCAGUAUCACUCCAUCUGGUAGCCCCUGGGUACAGAGGAGAAAAGCUCAAACUGUAACGCAAGAGAAGAGUCCAGGCACUAGCCCCAUGUUAGCUCGGAAAAUACAAAAUGCAGAUGGUCUGCCUGUAGGGGUGCUGCGGCUGCCUAAAGGUCCUGAUGGCACUAAAGGAUUCCAUAGCGGGUGUGAAAGAAGGAAAGCCAUGAAGAAUGAAUAAAUCGUUAUUUCAAAAUAAUUCCACAAGUCAGCCAAUUGCUUUUGUUCAAGCCUGGUGAAAGACUGUCACUUGAGUGACUGAGUUAAGUCAGUAUUUAAUUUUUUAAUAUUUUAUAUUUAUAUGGAGACUUUAUCAUUUGUAUGUUUGUAUUUUCACUUCACGGAAUAGUUGAUAUUGGAAGGCAUCUCUGGAGACUGUCCAGUGCACCUCUCCCUCUGAAGCAUGGUCAGCUACAGCAGGUCAGUUAGCAGCACGUCCAGUUGGGUUUUGCAUAUCUGCAAGGACAGAGACUCCCCAGCCUCUCUGGGCAACCUGUUCCAGUGUUCGAACACCCACGUAAUAAAAAAAAAAUCAUUUCCUUAUGUUCAGGUAGAAUUUCCUGUGUUUCAGUUUUUACCCCUUUUCCUUUUACUAGGCGGCACUGAGAAGAGCCUGGCUACAUCUUCUUUGUUCCUUCCCAUCAGAUACUUAAAUACACUGAUGAGAUCUGCCCUAAGCCUUCUCCAAUCUAAACUGCCCCAGCUCUCUCCCCUUCCAAUAUGAGAGAUGCUUCAGUCCCUUCAUCAUCUUAUGCACUUACCUAAUCCAGUACCCUUAUCCACAUUAUUUCUGUUAGUGUGAAAUGGCUAAAUACCGAAACAGGCAUCUAAAAUCAUUAAUAUAAUUACACUAUUUGCAAACCUGAGGAGCAGGAUGUAAAUGCUUACUCUUUAGCUGUUGUAUUAUGAUAAGCUGUAAUACGUUACCAGUCAAAUCAUAAGGAACGUAAGUUUUGAAGACUUUCUGGGUUUGUCUCAAAAGAAACAGUGCAACAUGCUACAGUGAGCAGUUGCUCUCUGCUUGCAUAUAUCUCCAGAGAGUUGUUUAAUAGGACCAAAGUGUUUAUUUUCCUGUGAUGUGAGUAAAGACUCUGAGCAUUGAAGACUGUUCUGUGUUAUCUCAUAUAAUCAGAUGGAAAUAAACUAAAUAUUAACUCAGUCUA